Molecule: messenger RNA, 678 nt
Organism: Cervus elaphus (red deer)
Lineage: Eukaryota; Metazoa; Chordata; Mammalia; Artiodactyla; Cervidae
Product: translation initiation factor IF-2-like
Exons: 1
Coding region: 1-678 (225 amino acids)
Source: RefSeq, a predicted model, not a curated record
AUGGCUGGCGGCGCGGCGACCCCGGCGGCCGGCGGUGCGCUGUCCAGGGUAGCCGGCGUCCCUCUGCCCGCGCUCCCGCCGCGCGCGCCCGCCGCCCCGCCCCCGCCCCCACCGCGCGCGCCCGCCACCCCGCCCCCUCGGGCUCGCGCGCGCGCCCCCCGCCGCAGGGCCGUUUCGGGCGCCCGCCGCUCCCCGCCCCCGCCCCUCGCCUGGGCUUCGCAGAACGCCGCGCGCCGGGGUCGGCGGGGGAGGGGCGCGCGGGCCAGGCUCCGGCGCCCCCCACCCGCCACCGGCGCCCCCUGCCGGUCGGGCGGCGAUGUGCAGGCCCGGCUCCCCCCAACAAGCACACACAUACACGCCGACGCCCCCUGCCGGCCGGGCGGCGAGGUGCAGGCCCUGCGGGCGCCCGCUGUGUUCGGCCGCUCACCGUUCCAGGAGGCUCGGCCAGGACCCGAGGCAUCGCCCGCCCCCUGUACUCCGGUCUCCCCUCAGCCGCCCGGAGACUGCGAGCGCCGCCCAUCUGGAGGAAGAGGGGGCUGCAGGGGGCCAGGACGUCGUCUUUCUCUGACUCGGCUCUGGGGGCUUUCAAACACAGGUUCAAGGCCGAUAAAGGCUCCCACUCGGGAUGCAGGAUCACCCUACAUUUUGCAGGAUGCAGCGGUCAGAUGGGGGGGUUAG